AUGCCAGAAGCCUGUUUUCUUUGCCUAGAUUCCACGGAGUUUACACGGAAUGGUGACCAGUUUCCGAAUCGCUUUCUCGCAAUGCAGGAGGCGGCCAAUCUGUUAGUCAAUGCCAAAAUUCAGAUGAACGCUGAAAAUACUGUUGGUUUUCUCUCACUUGGCGGAAAUGCUUGUACGGUGUUUGAAACGCUUACGCAGGAUGUGGAUCGUGUUAUGGCAAGUCUGACAAAGAUUCGUAUCAGUGGGAAACAGUGUCACUUCUCAAAGGGUCUGCAAAUUGCCUGUCUUGCUCUCAGUCAUCGGACCAAUCCAAGAGCUGAGAGACGUAUUGUUGCUUUUAUUGGCACUCCACUUACUGAGACAGAUGAAGAACUUGAUAUUUUGGCAAGAAAACUAAGAAAAGACGAUGUCUCAGUUGAUGUUGUUGGAAUUGGUGUUGAGUCUAAUGUUCCAAGAUUGGCGGCAUUUGUGGAAAAGUUAAGUAAACGAGGGAAUUCACAUUUUCUCAAUGUGUCCGUGUCUACGAAUCUCACUGACUCACUAAUGUCCAGCCCUAUAUUUUUGGGUAGUGAUGCCGUUGAAAGCGCUGCUGAGGGUCAUAAUGAGUUCCAGGGAUUUGGUAUAGACCCCUCCACCGAUCCAGAGCUCGCGAUGGCCAUUCGUAUGUCUUUGGAGGAGGAACAACAGCGUCAGGCUGCUGUGGCUGCUGCUGCUGCCGCCGCCGCUGCGUCUGACGCUAACAGAGGAGCAAAUGCGACUUCUACUCCGCAGGCAGAGGCGGAAAAUCUGGAAAACCUCUCUGAGGAAGAAAUGCUUGCGCGGGCCUUGCAAAUGUCAUUAGAGGAGGCACAAAAGGCCUCUCGGGGCCCAGAGGAAUCCAAUCCAACUACACAUCCUGAGGAGGACGCUUUUGCGCGUGAGGUUGAGAAUGAACUUAAAAAUGAGCAGGAGUCAAAGGAUACCAGUGGUAACACAAAUGACAAGGAAUCUAAAAAAGGAGGAGAUGGAGAUAAGAAAUAG
Molecule: messenger RNA, 1020 nt
Organism: Trypanosoma theileri
Lineage: Eukaryota; Euglenozoa; Kinetoplastea; Trypanosomatida; Trypanosomatidae
Product: proteasome regulatory non-ATPase subunit
Exons: 1
Coding region: 1-1020 (339 amino acids)
Biological process (GO): proteasome-mediated ubiquitin-dependent protein catabolic process
Cellular component (GO): proteasome regulatory particle, base subcomplex; nucleus; cytosol
Molecular function (GO): polyubiquitin modification-dependent protein binding
Source: RefSeq, a predicted model, not a curated record